UCCAAUAUUUCCAAACAAGCACAUACAUACAUUGAUCACUAUAACAUAAAAACUGAUUGAGCUGGUGAGGAUGUCAAGAAUGAGAGUGGUCCUCAUGAUCCUCACCCUGGUGGUGGUGACACUUCUCAUCAACACAAAGAGUGUUGAAAGUGCUCGCACUUUCUUUGUGUUCGGGGACUCUCUGGUUGACAGUGGCAACAACAAUUACUUGCCGACCACCGCACGCGCCGACUCUCCUCCCUAUGGCAUCGACUAUCCCACCCGUCGCCCCACCGGCCGCUUCUCCAAUGGCUACAACCUCCCUGACCUUAUCAGCCAGCAUAUUGGGUCUGAACCCACGUUACCAUACUUGAGCCCUGAACUCACCGGACAAAAGCUAUUAGUUGGGGCCAAUUUCGCUUCCGCAGGGAUAGGAAUCCUUAACGACACCGGCAUCCAAUUUGUGGGGAUCUUACGAAUGUUCCAGCAGUAUGCGUUGUUCGAGCAGUACCAGCAACGGUUAAGUGCAGAAGUGGGAGCAACGCAGACACAACGAAUCGUGAAUGGUGCACUGUUCCUGAUGACGCUGGGUGGUAACGACUUCGUUAACAACUAUUUUCUCACUCCUGUCUCUGCCAGGUCUCGCCAAUUCACUGUCCCCCAGUAUUGUCGUUACCUCAUCACCGAGUAUCGUAAAAUUCUCAUGAGGUUGUAUGAGUUGGGUGCUAGAAGGGUUCUUGUGACCGGAACUGGUCCAUUGGGCUGUGUUCCUGCUCAGCUUGCUACAAGGAGUAGUAACGGAGAGUGCGUGCCUGAGUUACAACAAGCUGCACAAAUUUUCAACCCACUUCUGGUCCAAAUGACUAGAGAAAUCAACUCCCAAGUGGGCUCUGACGUUUUUGUUGCUGUCAAUGCCUUCCAAAUGAACAUGAACUUCAUCACCGACCCUCAAAGAUUUGGUUUUGUUACAUCAAAGAUAGCCUGUUGUGGACAAGGUCGUUUCAAUGGGGUGGGACUGUGCACUGCAUUGUCAAACCUAUGCCCAAACCGUGAUACUUAUGCAUUUUGGGACCCUUAUCACCCAUCUCAACGUGCUCUAGGGUUUAUUGUUCGAGACAUCUUUAGUGGAACCUCUGACAUUAUGACCCCUAUGAACCUUAGCACCAUCAUGGCCAUUGACUCCAACAUCUAUUAAGAGGUCUUAAUUUAUUAGUGUGAGCUAGUGAGGGGCAAAAACCUCAUCACCAUUGUAAUUGUAUGUGCCUGGAUGUGUGUCUCAGUAUUAAUUACGUGCGUACCUUUGUUAAGCUUCCUCACGUUAUGUGAUAGCAUAUACUACAUGUAAUGUAUGUGCAGGUGCAACAUCACUACUAGCUAGUGUGUGAGAUAGUUUAGUUAUAAUGGACUGGCUGAGGAUUUCAAUGUAAGUUAAUUUUAAAAUCUAAAAGGAAUUUGCCAAUAAUCUAUGCUUU
Glycine soja is the source of this 1451-nucleotide messenger RNA. Its product is annotated as GDSL esterase/lipase At4g28780-like. The coding region runs from base 71 to 1174 and encodes 367 amino acids. The transcript is spliced from 5 exons. Lineage: Eukaryota; Viridiplantae; Streptophyta; Magnoliopsida; Fabales; Fabaceae. Gene Ontology annotation, molecular function: hydrolase activity, acting on ester bonds. The record is from RefSeq and is a predicted model, not a curated record.